This is a messenger RNA of Penicillium argentinense, 1008 nucleotides long. RefSeq names its product SUR7/PalI family protein. The transcript has 2 exons. Gene Ontology annotation, cellular component: cell cortex of cell tip; plasma membrane. Gene Ontology annotation, biological process: fungal-type cell wall organization. Gene Ontology annotation, molecular function: oligopeptide transmembrane transporter activity. Lineage: Eukaryota; Fungi; Ascomycota; Eurotiomycetes; Eurotiales; Aspergillaceae. Bases 1 to 1008 code for a protein of 335 amino acids. The record is from RefSeq and is a predicted model, not a curated record.
AUGGGAAAAGCCGGUCGCGUCGCGUGUAUCUUCACGCCCUAUAUCCUCACAAUCGCCUCGCUGAUUUGUAUCAUCCUCGUCGGUCUGGGCUGCACCAAGGCCAGCGACAGCAACCUGUCUGACCUUUACUUCCUGCGGAUCAACCUACAAAACAUCAGCAGUAAUGGCACCAAAACCGUCUCCGAGAUCAAGGACUUCUUGAGCGAGAAUGGUAUCAGCACCGUCUCCGCGGACGAGGUGUCCGACGUCCUCAAGACCCUGCAGGAUGAUUCCCAACUCGCCGACUUCUACUCCAUCGGUCUCUGGGGUUACUGCCAGGGCUCCAUCGAGAACGGCGACUACAAGACCGAGAAGUGUUCCAAGCCCAAGGCCGAGUUCUACUUCGACCCGCUCGACGUCUGGGGUCUGAGCGACAACGAGGCCAUCAAGAAUGAGCUCCCCGACGACUACAACAAGAUCAUGAAGGUCUACAAGGCCGUCUCCAAGUGGAUGUUCAUCGCCUACCUGGUCGCCUUCAUCCUGGGCAUUGUCGAGCUGCUGAUCGGUAUCUUCGCCAUCUGCAGUCGCUGGGGCAGCUGCGUUACCACCCUCUUUGCCGUCCUCUUCUUCCUCUUCACCGCCGCCGCCUCCAUCACCUCGACCGUUCUCUUCUCUGUUGUCGACGGUAGCGCGGGCACUCUCCUCAAGGCUUACGGCAUCACCCUGGACAUCGGCAAGAACAUGCUCGCCGCCACCUGGAUCGCCGUCGCCUUUGCCCUGUUCGGUGUCUUCUUCUGGACCUUCAGUGUGUGCUGCUGCUCCGGCCGUUCCCCCUACAACCACAAGAACCGCAACCGCGGUGGUGCGGUGACCGCGGAGAAGGCCCCCUACACCUACGAGCCCAUCGGUGCCGGUGCCCAGCCCUACGGCAGCCACUACCCGGCUCCCGCCCACCAUGGCGGCGAGUACCCCAUGACCAACACCCACCACCAGCAAUCGAGCGCCUACGAGCCCUUCCGUCACGUCUAA